AUGAGUGCUUCAGCUGAACAAAAACGCAAGAUAGAGGAAAAUAGAGCUCGAGUGUUGGAAAGGUUACAGAAGAAGCGAUUAGGCAAUGACUCAGCUAAGGUAAAGGAGACCCCGUUAUCAGCGGCAAAGACUGAGUCCCAAAGAGAAUCACCAAAGCGAUCACUAAAUCAAAUUGUUGAACCACCAUCUAAUGCAUUCAAGUCAAAGUUUAUUGACUUUGAAUCUGAUGGGUCUGUCAAGAGAUCAAAAACUCAGGAGCAAAUCCAAAAAGUAGAGCAAAAUAGACUUCGAGCAAUAGAGAUACAGAAUAAACUACGAGAACAGCAGCAGAAAGAGAAUCACAAACAUGCUCCUAGCAGAGAAGAAGCAACUUACGGGCCAACAACUGAUUUGGAAAAGAUUCGAUUAAACAAGAAUAAUCCUGAUUCUGUAUUUGAUUCCAGAAAGGGAAAGUUCCAACCUCCCCCAAUUAAAAAGAAGGAUUAUAUUGAAUACGAUUUUGCCACCAUGCAAGAUACUAAAGGUGGGUUUAUACACGAUGAGGAUCGGCCUCGUGUUGAUGAAGAGACUUUACAAGAAUGGAAAGACAAGCAAAAGGAACUAGAGCAAUUGAAAAAGGCAGCACCACCAAUCGAUAUAGACACUGCUCCCAAAUGCUAUGAAUGCGGCUCACUUGAUAUUGAUUUGAACUUGUAUACAAAUUUCGGCAAAGUACGUGCUUGUCGACUGUGUAUCAAGAAGAUGCCGGAGAAAUAUUCCCUUUUAGUCAAGACAGAGUGUAAGGAAGAUUAUUUAUUGACAGAACCUGAAUUGCAAGACUUAUCAUUACUACCGAGAAUUGAAAAGCCUAAUCCACAUGGAUAUAGUCGCAUGCAGUUGUUUUUACGAUUCCAAGUUGAAGAAUUUGCAUUCAAGAAAUGGGGGUCUUCGGAAGGUCUAGAUUUAGAAUGGGAACGACGUGAACAAAACAAAUUAAAGAGAAAGGAAAAGAAGUAUCAGGACGCAUUACGUGAAAUGAGGAAAAAGACGAGAGCUGAAGAAUUUACUAGAAAAUUAAGACACGGUAAGUCGUUGAACGAGAGACAUGUGCAUGAUUGGUCGGCACCAUUGAAAAUGCUGGAAAACACUAUAAAGAGACGAUGUAUUGAAUGUGGUAUAGAGGUUGAAGAAGUUGUUAUAUGA
Lodderomyces margitis is the source of this 1182-nucleotide messenger RNA. RefSeq names its product Rad14p (gene RAD14). Bases 1 to 1182 code for a protein of 393 amino acids. The record is from RefSeq and is a predicted model, not a curated record. The transcript is spliced from 2 exons. Gene Ontology annotation, biological process: UV-damage excision repair; nucleotide-excision repair involved in interstrand cross-link repair; nucleotide-excision repair, DNA damage recognition. Gene Ontology annotation, molecular function: damaged DNA binding. Gene Ontology annotation, cellular component: nucleotide-excision repair factor 1 complex. NCBI's taxonomy places the organism in Eukaryota, Fungi, Ascomycota, Pichiomycetes, Serinales, Debaryomycetaceae.